AUGCAAUUAUUAAAAUUGGAUGCAUAUUUUGAUCCUGCUGGCUUUCUUGCAUUAAGUGAUCCAGAAAAGUGUUUCAUCGAGCAAAAUAUUAAAAGUUUGUUAGCUAAUGAAACUUGUAAAUUAACACAUUCGGUAACUGCUACAUUAGAUAGUAGUGCGACCACAGCGAACACAUCAGUAAAAUUAAACUUACAUGAAAAAUCUAAUAGAAGUGCUAUGGAUGUGUUCAAUGAAUCAGUUGGUGAAUUCACACAUGAAGAACAACCACGUAAUUCGAAUAAAAAAUAA
Molecule: messenger RNA, 288 nt
Organism: Rotaria sp. Silwood2
Lineage: Eukaryota; Metazoa; Rotifera; Eurotatoria; Philodinida; Philodinidae
Source: the annotation of a GenBank genome assembly